AGCCCUUGUGAACAUUUUGCUGUUGGUGGAGCUGCAGCAAUCGUGCAGCCGCUGAAAACACCUCCCGUUGCUUUACUCAGCAGGCAGCUCUGCCGAGGACCACCAUGGGGAUCCGCGGGCUGAUGAGCUUCGUGGAAGAUCACAGUUGUGAAUUCUUCACGGAUUUGAAGUUGCGGGACACGAAGAUCGUUAUUGACGGCUAUGCUCUCUUCCACCGACUCUGUUUCAACUCGGAUUUGGAGCUGCGGUACGGGGGUGACUACGAUGCUUUCACAGAGGUCGUACAAAGCUUCUUCGCAUCGCUGUCUGCCUGCAACAUCUGCCCAUAUGUCGUAUUAGACGGAGGAUGUGACAUCUCAGACAAGAAGCUCACGACGUUAAAGGACAGGGCGCGAGAGAAGAUUCAGAUGGCGCAUUCGCUUGCCGUCGGCAGGGGUGGGCACGUGUGCCCCUUGCUCGCCCGGGAAGUGUUCUUACAGGUGCUGGUGAGGCUUCGCGUGCGUUUUGUUCAGUGCUUUUCCGAAGCCGAUCGGGACAUCAUGACGCUGGCCAACCACUGGAACUGCCCCGUCUUGUCGUCGGACAGUGACUUCUGCAUCUUCGACCUCAACACUGGGUUUUGCCCAUUGAACAGCUUCCAGUGGAGGAGUACCAGCACUGACAAGGCCACGGAAAGCCGCUACAUCCCCGCCAAGUGCUUCUCCCUCGAGGCUUUCUGCCGCCACUUCGGCAAUAUGAAUAAAACCCUGCUGCCUCUCUUUGCGGUGCUGUGUGGAAACGACCACGUCAACCUGCCCAUCGUGGAGACGUUCCUCAGUAAAGCCCGCCUCUCCGUGGGCCCGGCCAAGGGCAGGAGACACUGCCGCGUCCUGGGCCUGCUCAACUGGUUGGCUCCUUUUGCGGACCCCAGCGAAGCCCUAGACCAUGUUCUGAACUAUCUCCCCAAAAAGGCCCGGGACAGUGUGAAGGAGCUCCUGUGCUGCGCCAUGGAGGAGUACCAGCAGUCCCCGGGGAGGCUGCAUGACUUCUUCCAGGGCGGCACCUACGUCUGUCCAGACGCCGCGAACCUGGGCUUACCGGGAUGGGUCCUCGUGGCUCUGGCCAAAGGCCAGCUGUCCCCUUUCAUUAGUGACGCCCUCGUGCUGCGACGGACCAUCCUGCAGACGCAGGUGGAGAACAUGCAGCAGCCAAAUGCCCACAGGGUCUCCCAGCCCAUCCGCCAGACCAUCUAUGGGCUGCUUCUCCACGCCUCCCUGCAUCCGGGGAACACACCGUGCCAGGCUUUGCCUCCUCGGCCGCCAGCCUUCAGGGAAGUGGAAAGGAUCCAGAAGAACAUCAAGACGUCGGUGGUCGAGGCAGUAGAACUGCUCAAGGGUCACCCUGACUUAAGCACGUUGACCGAGCUCUCGCUGGCCAGGCGACAGACGCUCCUGUUGGAAACCCUGAAGGUGAAACAGACGGUCCUGGAGCCGAUCCCUGCGGCCCUCAAGUUGCCCAUUGCUGUCAGCUGCUACUGGCUGCAGCACUCGGAGGCCAAGGUGAGGCUGCAUCACCUGCAAGCCUUACUGCUGGGCAUGCUGAUGGGACCCCUGCAUGCCAUCAUCAACAGCCCGGGAAAUGUGGUCCCAGUUCCCGGGCAGGCUUAAGUGCCUUGCUGCUUGCUAACUGGUGAAAGGUGGGCCUCAUUUAUUUAUCUUUUUUCAUUUAGAAGUUGGUCCAGAUGCUAUUUUGUGCACCGUGCUCAAACAAACCUAUGGAAACCUAGAGCCGAGCACGUGGAACAUUCUAGAAUAGCCAGCUUUGUUGCUCCUGGUCCUUUGUUCUCCACCAAGUAAACAGGCAGACUCGUCACAUGCUGAGUCAUGCUUUGAUUUUCCUCUCGUAAAACAGGUUAUCAAAUGUGCUUCACAUUGCUGCUGUAACACAA
This is a messenger RNA of Ochotona princeps (American pika), 1927 nucleotides long. It is a transcript of the gene ASTE1, whose product is annotated as asteroid homolog 1. The transcript is spliced from 3 exons. Lineage: Eukaryota; Metazoa; Chordata; Mammalia; Lagomorpha; Ochotonidae. Gene Ontology annotation, molecular function: nuclease activity. The record is from RefSeq and is a predicted model, not a curated record. The coding region runs from base 105 to 1646 and encodes 513 amino acids.